AUGAGCCAAAAUGAAGUGGCAAAAGCGCUGUUGGGAAUGGCGGAAGCGCUGCGAACACAGGAACCACCAAAACUAAAAAUGGCUAUCAAAUGUGCAAGGAGCUCCCUCACCCUGCAGAUAAACGACGAAAUGCAGGCGAUUUGCAAUUUACAAUUAGGAAAAUUACUGUUUUUCUACACGGAAAAUUCAGAAUUGGCCAAGACACAUCUUCAGAUUGCGUACGACAAAAUGCUACCAAUGGGAACAUUCUACACACGUGAUCGAAUGCAUGCAAUAUCGAUGAUUGCCGAUCUAUAUAUUCACUAUCAACAUUGGCCUAUCGCCGGUAUCAAAUCGGCUCUCCGACAUGAGAUCUCGACGUCUCGUGGAUAUCCAGUACUCACCAAUAAAUUGAUGUUUCAGCUUAUUGAAAUUCUAAAAAUCGAUAAAGACGUGGAAGGAGCAUUCGAAGCGUGUCAAAUAGCCAUCAAUUCGUCAUCAAGCGAUCCGAAAAUGGAGUUAUAUUUCCGAAUCACACGGACUCUUGUCAAUUAUCAAUUGAUGCACGAAGAAUCGAAUGCAACUGAAAUCGCAAGAAUCGGAUCGAUGAUAAAGUCAUUGGAAACGACACCGGAGGAUAGAGUACACUUGGAGUGUAUUAAAGAUUUCUAUGUUUGUACGAAACUCGCCUAUAUGUUUUAUGAGGGAAAAUCGAGAACGUCGAGACAAUUGUUGAGACAGAUUCAGAAGUCACAGACGAGUGGAGAGACGAAAAUUCAUGGAAUUCGAUGGCUCGGCGAGACGUCGAUGACUCUCUUCGCAUGCGUCAUGAACAUAAUCUCAGCUCUCGUCCAAUCCAACCCGGGCCGUGUCGAGAAAUACUAUCAUUUAGUGGUGAAACACGCUGACGAAAUCAUCUAUAAAUCGACUCGAACACCACAAGAACCCGGUGUUGUCAGAUGUAUUAAUAUGAUAAAAAUGACGACGUUGGAAAUGAUGGCAUGUUGUAAUGUUAUGGCGUGUAGACCUCAGAAGACACUCGUCAAUGUUAGGGAUAUGUUGGAAAUGUGUCAUCGAUCGAGUGGUCCACUCUUGUAUCGAUACUUUGCACCGCAUAUUCAAUACGUUUUGGGCCUCCAAUGUUGCUAUUUCCGGCAACACGAAUACGCGGAGAAGCAUUUCAUCUCAGCUAUCAACCUACUCCAUCUCAACGACUGUACAUCGAAUAACUCGAUGGCUCUUCUCAAUUUGAAUCUCGCAAUGACCUACUUGAAUCAGUUGAAAAUGGCGGAUUAUUAUGAAGUGGCGGAGAAGUUGACAGCUCCAAAAAUAGCUCAAUGCUCACAAAUGCUGAAAAGUAAUGUGAAGUUGCUGUCGGCAUUCUUUUCGUAUCUGACGAAUAAACCGAAUGAAUGUAAAACAUUAGUGCAUGAAGUGUUAGAUGACUCGAAAGCUGAAGACUUCUUCCGUCUCCACGGUCUCGCCCUUCUUCUAAUGUCUUUGAUAUUCCCGGUUGAUGAAAAAGGUGUCAAACCGACUGUCGAUUGGAGUAAAAAGUCGCACGACCAUGUUGUCAUUAUGUGGAGUCAUCAUUUAUACGAGAGAAUCAUACGGGCGGCCGGAGUGGAUCCGAACUCGGAACAGGUUCAAUUGGUGAUGACGGAUUAUGAGGAGUCGAGGAAGAUUCUGAAUGUUGACUACUUGGUGCCACUUGUUAAUAAUAUGUCGACGGUUAAGUUGUUGCAGUGGUUCGAAGGAGAUCCGUUCAAAUUGCUGCCACGCGACGAGAUUCCGAUGUGA
Messenger RNA from Caenorhabditis remanei, 1779 nucleotides. RefSeq lists its product as uncharacterized. Bases 1 to 1779 code for a protein of 592 amino acids. Gene Ontology annotation, cellular component: chromatin; SMC loading complex. Gene Ontology annotation, molecular function: double-stranded DNA binding. The transcript has 8 exons. NCBI's taxonomy places the organism in Eukaryota, Metazoa, Nematoda, Chromadorea, Rhabditida, Rhabditidae. Gene Ontology annotation, biological process: maintenance of mitotic sister chromatid cohesion; mitotic sister chromatid cohesion. The record is from RefSeq and is a predicted model, not a curated record.